This is a messenger RNA of Verticillium nonalfalfae, 597 nucleotides long. RefSeq lists its product as uncharacterized. NCBI's taxonomy places the organism in Eukaryota, Fungi, Ascomycota, Sordariomycetes, Glomerellales, Plectosphaerellaceae. The record is from RefSeq and is a predicted model, not a curated record. The coding region runs from base 1 to 597 and encodes 198 amino acids. The transcript is spliced from 2 exons. Gene Ontology annotation, cellular component: membrane. Gene Ontology annotation, biological process: mitochondrial respiratory chain complex I assembly.
AUGUCUUCAUUAGUCCAGACAUGGUACAGGUGGAAGAUGCUGCGUCUCCCGUGGCGCAAGCAAUUCCUCAUCGGCCGCGACCUCAAGGGCAACACCUUUUGGGAGUUUCGCGAACAACGCGGCGACGGCCCCGGCCGCUUCCGCCGCAUCGUCAAGCCCCCGCGCUCGACCCACUACUCCGAAGUCAACGUCUCGCCCCUCUGGCACCAGUGGCUGCGCUACACCCGCGAGCACCCGCCGUCCAUCGAGGAGCAGUCCAACGACGAGUUCCGCCAGGAGAGGAUGAAGACGCUCGCCGCCCAGGCCGACGCGCGCUGGGAGGCGAAGCCCAGGGUCAUGGACGCUCCCGGCCGCGACAUGGGCCAGCCCGUGCCGGCGCUCGACACGGCCAAGACGCAGCCGAUUGCGCCCGAGCGCGUCGCGGUCAAUGACGCGAGGGAGGAUGCCGCGAGGGCGCCGACGGGAACAACGCAGGCUGCUGCGGCGGCGGCACCGGAGGAGAAGAAGCCCGAGCAGGACCCUUGGAAGAAGGCGAGAGGAGCCGGAGAAGGGUGGCAGCCAGAGGCGUGGACGCCAGGGUCUACGCGGAAGAGGUGA